CGCCCCUCACGCAGGCGCCGUGCUGAGGCAGCCGCAGCGCAUGCGCCCUGCGGAGCGCCGUGGCGGGUCAGCUCGGGCCGGGGGGGGCACCGGGUGCCCUGAGGGGCGGCGCUGGGCUCGGCUCGGCUCGGGAAGGUCCACCUGCCUAUGUGUGCCCCCUCGUUGUCCGGAAAUGUCCAGUGUUUCCAAUUACGCCCUUCGAAUGGCCCGUCUGAGUGCUCAGAUAUUUGGAGAAGUUGUCAGGCCAACUGACACAAAAUCCAUGAAAGUAGUGAAGUUAUUCAGUGAGCAGCCUUUAGCCAAGAAGAAGGAGGUCUACAGCUGGUAUCCUCCUCACAACACCUACUAUGCCCUCAUGAAGAAACUCCGCUACUUUGGUCUCUACAGGGAUGAGCAUCAAGACUUUAAAGAAGAGAUGAGGCGGUUGAAAAAGCUCCGUGGGAAGGAAAAACCAAAGAAGGGAGAAGGAAAGAGAGCUCUCAAGAAGAAAUAGUGCCACUUUGAUAAUAUAAUGGACUACCCUGGAAGUGCUGGAGAACAGCUGUAAUGCUUUCUGUUCCCAGGAUGGAGAGGGCUUGACAUGCAAGCUGUGUUUGGGGCACAAGAAACAUAUUGUGAAAUACUGGAAUCUACCUUGCAAGUGCA
Messenger RNA from Cygnus atratus (black swan), 645 nucleotides. RefSeq names its product mitochondrial ribosomal protein S33 (gene MRPS33). Gene Ontology annotation, cellular component: mitochondrion. The record is from RefSeq and is a predicted model, not a curated record. NCBI's taxonomy places the organism in Eukaryota, Metazoa, Chordata, Aves, Anseriformes, Anatidae. The transcript has 3 exons. Bases 41 to 493 code for a protein of 150 amino acids.